AUGAUUUUCUCGUUUCAAAUAAGCGUCAAGUCAAGUAAACAAAAUUCCUCCAUAGGGAAUCUUUUCCUAGUCGAUGGAGUCCAAGCGUUAUUUAACAACAUCGAGUGGGGUCAAUUCCUCCAUAACCGCGCCGCCACCUAUGUUGAACCCACCUUGGAAUUUCUUACCACUUUCAAUCCCGAGGAGGAAGCCCAAACCGUCACCUUCCAAAUCCUCGGCAAGAAACGAUCUCUACCACAUCGGGUCGUGAAUGCUUUGAUGGGUGCUCCAGUGGACAACCUAUAUUACCAACAAGACCCAUGGCCCGGAAACUUCAAUGAACAUUACUUUUGA
This is a messenger RNA of Lactuca saligna, 333 nucleotides long. The record is from the annotation of a GenBank genome assembly. NCBI's taxonomy places the organism in Eukaryota, Viridiplantae, Streptophyta, Magnoliopsida, Asterales, Asteraceae.